Molecule: messenger RNA, 2295 nt
Organism: Eupeodes corollae
Lineage: Eukaryota; Metazoa; Arthropoda; Insecta; Diptera; Syrphidae
Product: NHL repeat-containing protein 2
Exons: 3
Coding region: 106-2259 (717 amino acids)
Molecular function (GO): protein binding
Source: RefSeq, a predicted model, not a curated record
GUCCAUUUGCAUUUAUUUUUGUUUUGUAUUUUAUUUCAACUUGAAAGUUAAAUCUUAAAUUUUAUUACAAGAAAAUAAAUAACCGGGUUAUACAUUUUUAUAAAAAUGGAUUCAGAAGAAUUAGAUAUACUUGAUAUAUUAGCGUACAAUUCUGAACAAUUAUUAAAUGAAUAUGCAAGCCUGGAAAGUGAAAGUGAACAAAAGCAACUAAUUAAAUCCUACCUCAAUAGAAACAGUCAGACUAAACUUGAAGCUGUUGGAGAUUUUGAGAAAGACUUAGAUUGGUUUAAUGUCACCGAACCAAUUAAUAUAGCCGAACUCAAAGGGAAGCUAGUUAUCCUUGAUUUCUUCACAUACUGCUGCAUCAAUUGUAUGCACAUACUUCCUGAUCUGAAAUCGAUCGAAGACUCGUUUCCCGUGGAGAACGGAGUUGUUGUAAUAGGAGUGCAUAGUGCCAAAUUCGACAAUGAAAAGGAUUCCUCGAACCUGCUAUCGGCGAUUCAACGCUACAACAUCACUCAUCCUAUUGUCAAUGACUGCAGUUCCAGUAUGUGGACAAAGCUGAAGAUCAAGUGCUGGCCCACUUUGUUUUUGAUUUCACCCACUGGCUAUCCACUGCUUGUGUUGAUGGGUGAGGGCCAUGGGUUGUUUUUGAAAAAGUUCAUUUCAACUUCUAUCGAUUAUUAUGGUGCCUCUGACGAUUUAGAUGGUUCUUCGUUGCCUCUUAGUCCUUCGACGAACUUGACAAGCGCUUCGAAUUUAAGAUUUCCCAGUAAAAUCUGCUGUCGUCCUAAAACCGAAGACCACUGUGAAUUGAUUGCUAUAUCUGACUCUGGGAAUCACAGAAUCCUAGUUCUCAAUAGAAAUGGACAUGUUUUGGAAAAAAUUGGUGGAUUCAAUUGCGGAUUUUUGGACGGUGAUUUUAAUGUGGCUAGGUUCAAUUCGCCGCAAGGUUUGGCUUUCCUAAAUAGUGACGAAUUGGUUGUUGCCGACACAGAAAACCACGCUAUUCGAAAAAUUUGCUUCAGAGAGCGACUCGUGACGACUAUUGCUGGUACUGGGGAGCAGGGAAAUGAUAAAGUUGGUGGCCUUUUGGGAAGCCUGCAGAAACUUUCAUCACCUUGGGAUGUUGUUGCAUUUCGGACUCGAGAUAUGGAUAUGUCUUUUCAUGUCGAUGAAAAAAGCGUCCACGAAAAAAAUGUCAUCCUAAUAGCAAUGGCAGGAACUCAUCAAAUAUGGGGCAUAUUUUUGGAUGGUAUCAUAUGGUGGAAGUUUAAAAAAUACGAACCUUUGACGUGUGCAGCUUUAAUAGGCAAUGGGUCAGAAGAGAACCGCAACAAUUCAUAUCCUCAAAAUGCAGCAUUCGCACAACCAUCUGGACUGACGUUGAUGAAGGAUAUGCUAUUUAUUGCGGAUAGUGAAAGUUCGAGCAUAAGGAAAGCUUCUAUGAUUGAUGGCAAGGUAACUGCAGUUGUCGGAGGUGAUAGAAAUCCACUUAACUUAUUUGCUUUUGGCGACAACGACGGAAAACAAUACUCUGCAAAAUUACAACACCCUUUAGCUGUAGCUUAUAACAGUGUUGAUGGAUAUUUGUAUGUAACUGAUACAUACAAUCAUAAGAUCAAACGCGUUGACAUUACAACCAAUGCCAUCGAAACGUGUUUGAUUCGAGAAAAGAACAAAUUAAAAGAACUAUUUCAAUUCAACGAGCCAGGUGGUCUGUGCGUGGAUUCCACAGGAAAAAUGUUAUACAUCGCAGAUACUAAUAACCAUACUAUUCAAAUUGUCGAUUUAGAAACCAUGUUGACGUGGCCACUGAACAUUAAGUUCAAUUUGAGUUGUAACGAUGAUGCUAAGUCAGAGCAGAUAGCGACUUUAGAAAAAUCCAUUCGAAUUGGUAAAAAAUCUGAACUGGCACUCAGUGGUAUUCUAUCGCUUAAAAAUGGAGCUAAAUUGACUGAAAGUGCACCUCAAAAAUGGAAACUUAGUUUGCCUGAUAAAGGAUAUUCAGCUGAAACAAUUUCAGGCCAAAUAACAGAUGGAAAAUUUAGUAUUUCUAUCAAUGCCAAUGAAAGUGCAAGUGAUGUUUUAGAAAAACGUGCAAGGUUACAUUGCCAACUAAGUAUUUGUAGUGGUAGUAUUUGUAUGCGUAGAGAAUUUGUUACUAACUUGAAUUUUAUCGAAGACUCUGACUCGAAUCGAAAAGUCUCCGAAACCUUGAUGUUUUGUAUUAGUCCUGACGAUGUUCGUUUGUUAUGAUUAAAAGAUGAGUAAUAAAUGCUAAAUAUAAAAUUA